GUUUUCCUGUCAAACGGUUAGUGCCCAUUGUCGGCAAAGCACGUCGAUAAAAUGCCGACCUGCAGCGACUCCAGUCCUUUCACUUCUCACCGCAAGCUACCCCAACACGUCCCUAGUCUCAAACGCGCAUGCCACCCAUCCUUUCACCACCACUAAGCCAAUCCGGCUUCAAGCUCGAUACAGCGGGGGUCUCCGGGUUCUUCGGCGGCGAAGAGUUCAUCUCUGCAAUGUCCACCGUGCACUUGGAGAAGGAACGAAGGUGGUUGGGCUGGUAUAAUUGCCCAGGGUCCUACAACAUUGGCAAGUGCUAUGGUCAGCUCGCCGACUCAGCCAUCUGGCGCAGCCUCUUCCCCGGCCCCAGAGAUUCCGCAGAGAUGGUGUUCAAGCUUGAUGGGACGGCCGGGCCACGCUAUGUGGGCGCGCUAUCGGGGACGAGGAUGGCCACUGGGCAUCUCGCGUAUCUGCUCAUGGAAAGGUGUAAGGGAGAGGAGGAGAGGGAUGUCCCUGGGCGUCGAGGGACGGAAACGGUGUUGAACAUGGUGUCGCUGGACAAGGUCAAUCACGGUGUCGUCACGCCUCGUACCCCGUUCCAUGUCAUGCUGCUCGCUCUCGUUCCCAUCGCUGUCAGCGUCGGAACAUGUAUUAUGUGCGUCGUUUGGGGGGACUGGUACUGUUUCUCGAUGAUCGCACUAGGCAUGAUUGCACAUGGAUUUGCAUACCUGGUGGUUGGCUCAGGCCGCGUAGACAUCAAGUACAACCAGACCCCACCCAAGGGAGCACCAGCCGCCGACGGGCUGCUGGUCGGGUCAGAAACAACGAUCAUACUGGGACCAGAGGAAGCAGCGAACAUCGUCACCAAGGGUCGUUUCGUCAUCGCGGAGAAGAACGAUUUUCACCGCCGAAUGACAGGCUUUUGCGCGUUGCUCUUGCUCCUCCAGUUUCUUCUCCAGCUGCUUCUUAUCCCGCAAGGCACUCUCAUCGGCCAGCUCCUGUUCAUGGGCUCGCUAGCCGCCUCGUGGGUGUACACCACGUUUUUUCCCGCUAAAGAGCACAUCGAUGUCCAAAAAGCGCUUCUCUGGCAGAAGCUCGGCACCCCACAUACCCACCGACUCCGCUUCGGCUCGAGAACGGCGAUGGUCGUAUUCGCGCUGAUGGUCCUGCGGCCGUCAGACCGGACGAUGAUGCUCGACGAGAUCCUGCCCAACCACAGCUCCACCCCCGCUUGGCGUAGAUGGAAGGUUAUCUUGGAGAGGCGACUGAGACACUACCCAUCCACUCUAGACUCUGUGCGAAGGCAAAGUACCGAGCCGCCACUCGAUGAUAUUGACAGGGAGCUGCUGGACAAUAUUGUCUCGGAUAUUGACAGUGCGUUUGUGGAGUACCAGAAAUUAGAGAACCGUAAUUGCUGCAUCUCCCGUCCCAGUAACGGCCGCAUCAUCCGGCACAGUAAUGAAUCGCGUUGAACAUUUUGACGUUCCACGAGCACCUCAAAGUUAUUCCACAUUGCAUAUAUCACGACCGAUGGUCUUCGCAUAGAGAUAUCUUCUUG
This is a messenger RNA of Coniophora puteana RWD-64-598 SS2, 1549 nucleotides long. RefSeq lists its product as uncharacterized. The record is from RefSeq and is a predicted model, not a curated record. Lineage: Eukaryota; Fungi; Basidiomycota; Agaricomycetes; Boletales; Coniophoraceae. The coding region runs from base 129 to 1463 and encodes 444 amino acids. The transcript has a single exon.